Molecule: messenger RNA, 1483 nt
Organism: Cetraspora pellucida
Lineage: Eukaryota; Fungi; Glomeromycota; Glomeromycetes; Diversisporales; Gigasporaceae
Source: the annotation of a GenBank genome assembly
UUUAUUAGACAUAAUGAAGCAAAGAAAGACGGUCACCUCCUUUCUGACCUUUUCUGAAGAAGACGAUCCCAUUGGUCAGGGAAAUCGAGUCUUGCUCUUGAAGCGUAGUGAUAAAGUUAAUACUUAUAAACUUCAUUGGGCAGGAAUCAGUGGUGGAAUGGAGGCUAAUGAUAGUUCGCCACUGGAACGUGCUUUAAUCGAAAUACAGGAAGAAACAACUUUGAGUUCAUCUGAUGUCAAAUUAAUACGUAUUGGUAAACCUUUAACUAUUCGUGCAGAAAAUAUUUCUACAAUAUGGAAAGUCUAUCCAUUUCUUUUUCGCCUUCAAUCUGACAAUAUUCACAAGAUUAAAAUAGACUGGGAACACGAAACUUUUGAAUGGAUCAAUCCUGAAGAAAUGGUUUCUUACAAUACUGUCCCAAAUUUGGUAGAAACCUUUUAUAGAGUGUAUCUUCCAAAAAAUGUACAUUUAGGUUUGGUUGAUAUGCUUACCGACAGAUCUUCUGGUGCCCAACAAUUGGCAAGUAAGGCCUUAGAUAUUUUUGCCGAAACUAUAGAAAAUAAUUCAUGUCACAAAUAUUCUCAAAGCUCCAAGGAUUUGUAUUUUGCAUAUCUUAAUAUCGGUUGGCAUUUGUGCGAAAUCAGACCUAAUAUGAAGGCUUCUACGUUAUAUAUGAUAAUAUCAACCAUGCAUCAAUGCAAAAAAGUUUUGGAUCAGGUCCCAUCAAUGGAUUCAUUUGAUAAUCAAGUUCUUGGUAUUAUAAGGGCAACGAAAAUACUGUCUCAUGAAGCAGAACAAAAAAUCAACACAGCUUUUAUUACCGCGUUAUUUCCUAAAUUUAAUGAUCAAUUGUUACAUAUUAUGACAAUGAGCUAUUCCUCUACAAUAUUUUCUGCUCUUGCUAAUCUUAUUAAGGAUGAUAAUUUAGAAUAUUCUAGAACACUUACGAUUACUAUUUUAGAGUCGCGGCCUUUAAAUGAGGGUGCAAUUCUAGGACAAAAAUUAUCAUCCUUGUUAUCACAACAAAAUGAAUCCGUAAGUAUACAAGUUAUUACGGACUCUUCAUGCGAUUUUUUCAUGCCAACUGUGACUCAUGUCUUGCUUGGAGCUGAUCGUAUUUUGGGGUAUGAUGGGUCCGUGAUAAACAAGAUUGGAUCUGUUCCAUUGGCAUUGGCUGCCCAACAUCAUGGAAAACCAGUAUACAUAGUGUCACGUGCGGAUAAAAUCGCAGGUGAAUAUGAUAACGAUCAAGUAGAAGAAAAUGCUACAAUUGAAGUCACAGAAAUUUAUGGUGAUCAAUGGAAAAUUUGUAAAAAUAUACGGGCUAGAAAUAUAUAUUUUGAAAGAUUAGAAUCUGGGUUGAUUACCGGUUACGUUACUGAGGUAAAUUCAGAAUUGCUUACAGUUGAGAAUAUUCGAAAGUUGUGGAACGAGAGAAAAUCUUUAGAACUAAUCUUUGAUGACUUGGAAAAUGAAAUAUAG